Schizophyllum commune H4-8 is the source of this 600-nucleotide messenger RNA. Its product is annotated as vacuolar protein sorting 55. The transcript has 4 exons. Gene Ontology annotation, cellular component: Vps55/Vps68 complex; endosome. Lineage: Eukaryota; Fungi; Basidiomycota; Agaricomycetes; Agaricales; Schizophyllaceae. Gene Ontology annotation, biological process: late endosome to vacuole transport via multivesicular body sorting pathway. Bases 136 to 531 code for a protein of 131 amino acids. The record is from RefSeq and is a predicted model, not a curated record.
GUCGGACUCGAAAGCCAUCAACUGGAUGGUUGAAGAGGGCCCGGCAAAUGCCGCAGGCCGGACCGCCUCCGCGUCUGCGCUUGGCCUGCGCCAUCACGGUCGUCGUCGUCGCCUUCGUUCCAGUCGUACAUAGUCAUGGCCGCAGGACUCAAGACUGUUAUCCUGCUUUCCUUCGUGCUCGCGGUCGGCUUCCUACUCAUCAUCCUCUCCUGUGCGCUGUGGGCGAAUUGGCUCCCCCUUCUCGUCGCAUUGACCUUCGUCCUUGCCCCUCUCCCGAACGCGCUCUUCUCGCACUGCGGACAGGAUGAAUUCGGCGGCUCGUAUGAGGGCGGCGGGGGCCCCGUAGACCUCGGACGCUUCAUCACCUCCAUAUUCGUUGUCACCGGCUUCGCGCUCCCUAUCGUCCUCACCCACUCAGAGGUCAUCUACCCAGCAGCCUGUGUCAUGUCGAUCAUCGGCGGAGGACUUGUAUACGGAACGAUCCUCGCGUACUCAGCAGCAUUUAAGCAGGAGGAUUCGGAGUUCGACUAACGUGAUUGACGAGGCUCAUACCUCGCUAUAUCGCCUUCCCCUGCACGCCGCGACAAAGUUAGUGGUACG